GCGGAAAUCUAAGGGCUUGGCGAAAACAACGACGACAAUGAACCCAUCGGGAUCGGUGCGGUACUUCGGUGACACCGCCGGCGACAACGUCGGAAACGAUAAGACAUUAUUUGCACCACUUAUGUUCUUUUGAGCCGUGAAGUGCUGAGCCGAGGAAGCUACGGGUUGACUAUAAGCCCACAGGUGGAGAGCAGCUCCAGACGGAGACAGAUAACUGUCGUCGAUAGUAACAGAUUUGACGCCGGUUUACGGUUUCCCUUUGCGAAUUGCAACAAGUUUACGGUGUGAGUUAUGACAGGGUGUGGGGGUGGGUUUCGAAUGCUGAUUCAAUAAGAGGGUAGUUCAUUUAUUGAUGAUGGCUCAUUUGCUGCGAACCAAUAAGGGCGAUAACAUCUGAACGUGGCUCCGUCACGAGUUAAUCGGCGUGCAGAGCUGGAACCGAACUGUGAUCUUGUGUGCAGUAUUAGAUUAAGUUUAGUGUUAAACAAAGUUCGAAAGGACUAGAGCGAAGAUGAAGUUGGUGCUUUUUACAGUGCUUUUAUUUGAGGGAGCUGCUCUCUUAAGCGGUAAUCCUUUAUUCUUUGAAAGCCAUAGACCGAGGAUGGUAGUGAGCAAACUGGAUAUUACGGAUUCUACAAUCGAUAGCGAUCGGAUAAGCACAUUGGUAGAUAAUUAUACAGAAGAACAGAGCGCGAGUGAAAUUGUCUAUGCAGAUGUAGAUGAAAAUGAAGUGAACAAUGAGAAGCGGGUGAGUUCUUCCAACAGAGCAUCAACAGACGGAAGUAUCACGGAUUCUAUCAAUGAAGAUGUAACUACACAGACUACAGAAGAUUCCACAGUAUUGGAAGCUGAAACACAAAGUACGGAUUUUGAGCAGACACAGUCGAUUGCGACAGGUUCUCCAGAGGUUACGGCCAGCACUGAAACUGAAGUCCCAAGUACGACUCAAAAGACAACUGAACCUUCCGUAGAAAGUACAACACAAACCGACGAAUCAACCGAAGUAGUAACUGGUACAGAUGAGUCAACUCAAAAUGAGUCCACUGCCACCGAACAGACAUCAAGCACUCAAACGAGUACAGAGAAUACACCAGAAUCAUCACAGACAGAAGCUCAGUCCACCGAGACAUCAAUCGAAACUACGGACUCAAGCGUAACAGAAAGUUCAACGGAGAGCGUAAACUCAUCGACGAAGACAACUGAGCAUGAAAUUGGUUCAACUGUCACAGAAACUGUAACUGAUCCAACUCUUUCAAACAGUGAGUCGGCCACAAUGACGACUGAAUCUGGAACAGAACCUACCGACACAACAGUUUCUGAAAUCGAAACAACUCCCGAAGCAACUGAUUCCACAGUCUCCAAUGCAAACACAGAAACAGUGACUACUAGCGAAACAACCGAAAGUGUAGCACAAACAGAAUCCACUGCAUCUUCAACAGAGCCCGAAUCUACUGACACAACCACAGUAAAUACGUCGGAGGCCACUGAAGAGACAUCGCAAACACAAUCCACUGAAUCGGAAAGUGAAUCCUCUGUGGCAACGGAUUCAUCUUCGACAGUUACGGAUGCAGGCACUACGCAAACCGAAAUCGAAUCUACUGAACCGGGGCUCACAGUGACAGAUUCAACGCAGACAGAAACAGCUGAAUCUUCUACAGUUACAUCCACGGGUACAGAAAUCGGUACCACGCAAAGCGAAACAGAAACUUCGGAGUCAGGUUCUACGGCAGCGGAAACAGGAUCAACAGGAAUUGAAACAACUGAAGACCUUACUCAAACAGAAAGCACAUCAUCAGAAAGUGAAUCAACUUCAGCAUCGGAUUCUACACCACCAAUUACCGAAAUAAGUACUACACAAACCGAAACAGAAUCUACCGAAUCGAGUUCUACGACAACGGAAUCCAAAUCGACUCAAACAGAAACUUCGACGGCGAAUCCAUCUGAAACAACUGAGGACAUAACUGAAACAGAAUCCACUGUUACGGAAACUGCGUCUUCGACAGUUACGGAUUCUACGCCGACUCCCACCGAAACCGAAACCACGCAAGACGGAACCGAAUCCACCGAACCGAGUUCUACAGAGACAGGAUCAACUCAAACAGAAACAACUGAAUCUUCUACAGUUACCGAAAGCGGUACAACUCAAACUGAAACAGAUUCUACCGCGCCAGAUUCCACAGUCACAGAAACAGGAUCAACAGAAUCUGAAACAACUGAAGGCAAUACUGAAACAGAAUCCACUACUCAGACAGCUACAGAAUCUACCGAGUCAAGCGCUAUUUCAACAGAAACUGAAAGCACCCAAUCAGAAACCACGACGGCAAAUCCUUCAGAAACAACUGAAGGCUUAACUGAAACAGAAUCCACUACUCAGACAGUGACCGAAAUAAGUACUACACAAACCGAUACAGAAUCUACCGAGUCGAGCGUUAUAUCUACAGAAACUGAAACGACCCAAACAGAAACUACGACGGCAAAUUCAUCUAAAACAACUGAAACAGAAUCCCCUGUUACUGAAACUGCGUCUUCGACAGUUACGGAUUCUACACCGACACCCUCUGAAACGGGCACCACGCAAGAUGGAACCGAAUCCACCGAACCGAGUUUUACUGAGACUGAAGCUUCUACAGUUACCGAAGCGAGUACAACUCAAACCGAAACAGAAUCUACAGUGACGGAAACAGGUUCAACAGAAACUGAAACAACUGAAGGUAUAACUGAAACAGAAUCCACAGCCUUAGGAAGUGAAUCUACUUCGGCUACGGACUCUACACACACAGUUACCGAAAUAGAUACUACGCAAAAAAUAACGACGGAAGCCGAAUCGACCCAAACAGAAACUUCGACGAUGAAUCCUUCAGAACCCACUGAAGGUAUUACUGAAACAGAAUCCACUGUUACUGAAACUGUAUCGACAGAAACGGAUGCUACACCGACUACUACCGAAACCGGUACAUCGCAAGAUAGACCAGAAUCCACCGAAUCGAAUUCUACGGUGACGGAAACAGAAACGACUACACCGAAUUCGUCGGCAACGGAAUCUACUGAGCCUACAGAAUCCACUGUUACCGAUAGCAGCUCUACCGACAAUCCGGAGUUGACAACAGUGUCUACUGAAUCCGGCACAACCGUAACAGAGCCCGUUUCAACUGAAACCACCGAUUCCAGUGCCGAAACCGGAACCACCGGUGAUCCAUCUGGAACUGAAUCUCCUACCGCUGAAACAGAAUCGUCUGUCCCGGAGGCAGAAACUACUGCCUCAACGGAUCCUGCGGGCACAGAAGCUGCGUCAUCAGAACCAAAUUCCACCGAGCCACCUGUAACAGAAGGCCUGAAUGGCACUACGACAACCGUUACAGUUCCAGAGAGUACGACAUCGGAAACGGAAUCAACGGGAAGCACGACUGAAACGGAGUCCUCCGAGGUCAAGCCAACUGGGACAACGGAAGGAUCGUCCGAGACAUCCACCAUCCCGGGCGUGACUAAUUCAAGCAGUGCAACAACGACUACAACGGUGGUGGCACCUACUACGACAACCACAACGACGACCACCGCUACACCAACGGGCACCGAGAGUACGGUGACUCCGGCUGGUUCAACGGCAACGACCACGUCUAGUCCCGGGGGAUCCACGGCUACGGUGACUGCUGCCAGCAGUGCAGUUUGUCUAUUGAUUACUUCAAUAGUGGGAUUUUUGCUUAGUCAUUAAAGUGUAUGCGUUGCGUGAGUAGUAACAGGAAUACCAACUGAUAACGGAGAGGGUUGUGCUGUAACCACUUGACGCUAGGGAAUUAUGUAUAAUAGAUAGGAUUUGUACGCAGUCGGUAUCCGUUUUUAAGUGGUCAAGGGGUUGCCUUGAUUCUGUUGUAUAUUAUCGUAACCAGUUCAUAGGUAAUUGCGCGGUAACAUUAGUUUACUAUCAGUUCGUACCAAAUAGCUAAGAUUCGAUGUGCGCGUUGUGUUUCCGACUUUGAGUUGCGAUGAUAAUGUCGAGUCCUCUGAAGAGAGAUAGUUGGAAGUUGUUCAAUAAAUUAAGUUUGAUGUUAGACAUAAUGUUUCCGUAAGUUUCAGUUGAGCC
Molecule: messenger RNA, 4078 nt
Organism: Armigeres subalbatus
Lineage: Eukaryota; Metazoa; Arthropoda; Insecta; Diptera; Culicidae
Product: mucin-22-like
Exons: 2
Coding region: 512-3709 (1065 amino acids)
Source: RefSeq, a predicted model, not a curated record